Humulus lupulus (European hop) is the source of this 1578-nucleotide messenger RNA. Its product is annotated as receptor-like protein 6. The record is from RefSeq and is a predicted model, not a curated record. Lineage: Eukaryota; Viridiplantae; Streptophyta; Magnoliopsida; Rosales; Cannabaceae. Bases 1 to 1578 code for a protein of 525 amino acids. Gene Ontology annotation, molecular function: protein binding. The transcript has a single exon.
AUGACUGGCCAUGUGAUAGGCCUUGACCUCGGCAGCAGCUUUCUCUAUGGUUCUAUUGACUCAAACAGCACCCUCUUCAAUCUGCAUCACCUCCAGAGACUUAAUCUUUGGGACAACCAUUUCAAUUACUCUCAAAUACCCAUUGCCAUCAAACGACUUUCUAUGCUCACCUAUCUUGACCUAUCACAUUCUUCAUUCAUCGGGCAAAUUCCCUCGGAACUUUCACAACUGUCCAAAUUGUCCAAUCUUUAUUUGUGCAGCAAUCCAUUGCAACUCAAGAAGCCUAAUAAUUUGGAGAGCUUGAUUUCCAACUUCACACGCCUUAAGCAGCUUUGUCUCAGCCAAGUUGACAUAUCUUCAACAGUUCCUAAAUCGUUGGCAAAUUUUUCUUUCUUGACAUCCCUACAACUGAGGGAUUGCAAACUUAAAGGUGAAUUCCCGGUCGAUAUUUUUCAGCUGCCCGACUUACAAAGCCUCAGCGUGCGGUUUAACAAAUAUCUUAGUGGAAGAUUGCCUCCAAUACUUAAUCAGAACCAUUCUCUCAAGUCAUUGUUGUUGGCAGGCACUAGCUUCUCUGGGGAAAUUCCUUUUGAAAAAUUAGCUUCUUUGAGUACGUUGGAUGCUAGUAACUGCAACUUUUCGGGAGUGAUUCCAUCUGAUCCCAUAGGUAAGCUGAACCAACUCACUUAUCUAAACCUUUCUGAAAAUAACUUUGUUGGAGAAAUCCCUUCUUCCUUGGGAAAUCUAACUCAACUCACCAUGUUAAGCCUGUCAUCAAAUUAUUUUAGUGGUCCAAUUCCUUUGUCAUUGUCGAAGCUCAUAAAUUUGGAAACCCUUUACCUAUAUAAUAAUGAUUUGAGAGACAUUGUCGAUUUUGACAUAUUCGUUGGCCUAAAAAACCUUACUGAGCUAGAUUUGGAACACAACUACAACCUCUCAGUGAUCAUUGCUAAUCCUGGUAUAAAUGAAACAUUUCCACAAUUCAAGGAACUAGGAUUGUCAAACUGUAAUUUAAGAAACUUUCCUGUCUUUCUUAGGCAUCAAAAAAGAAUGGAGGCAUUAUAUCUUGAUGAAAACCAUAUUGGUGGUCCCAUACCAGAGUGGUUGUUCAACAUUAGCAAAGAAACAUUAUCCCUCUUAUCCUUUUCUGGGAACUCUUUAAUAGGGGAGCUUUCGCAUAGAAUAUGCAAUUUUAGUUCUCUUAAAUUUCUUGACAUUUCUCAUAAUAAGUUGGUUGGUAAGCUUCCCCAUUGUUUAGGUAACCUCAGUAAGUCAAUGUUGAUGUUAACACUCCGCAGUAACUAUUUCUCCAGCAACAUUCCCACUUUUCCAGAGGGAAACCAACUGAAGAUAAUUGAUUUAGGUUAUAAUCUAUUUGAAGGGAAGCUAUCAAAAUCACUUUCAAAUUGUAAGAAGCUUGGACACCUCAAUGUGGAAAGUAAUAAGCUCAAUGAUGUUUUUCCCUAUUGGUUGGGCACUCUUCCAGAGUUGGAAAUUCUUGUGUUGCGACGUAAUGAACUCCAUGGAGUAAUUGGGGAGUCCAUAAAAAAAAAAAUGAUUUUCCAAAGUUACGAAUAA